GUGACCUCAGCCGCCGCGCGGGGCCCCGCCGCUCUGCCCAUGUACGGGCACCGCGCCCCGGCCCCGCUCCCCCCCCACCGACGGCGGCGGCUCCGCAGGCGGUGACCGCUGGAGGGAGCCCGGCCCCGCGCCCGGUCCCGAGCGGGGCUCCCCCCGGGGCUGUUUCCGUGCUCCUGAGCCGAGCCCGGAGCCACCAUGGAUGCCCUCCUGCGCAGCGUGGAGAAGGACCUGAGCAUCGACCGCUGGCAGCUGGCAGCCGCCUCCGAAGGCACCCACGUCACCGCUCUGGUCCCACACAAAUGGUUGGCCAACCUACGGGAACGCCGGGCGCUGCCCGCUCUCUGCCCACGUCCAGAGGGGCUGAGCGAGGUGGAAGUGAGGACGUUCCUGCAGCGCUCCGUGCAGAAGCUGCCGGCAGGAUGGACCCGGGUGGAGAUCCACGGGUUGCGCAAGGAACGGCUGAUGCGGCCCCUCCGUGUGCCGCCUGCUGUGGACCCGCGGGGCGGCAGCGACGAGACCCUGCAUGGCUUCAUGCAGAGCGUGGCAUCGCAGAAUUACCGCAACCUGUGGGGCCGGGCUCACUGCCUCUACGUGCGGCCCUACCGGCACGCUCACACACCGCCUGCUGUGCCGGUGUUGGAUGCACUCCGAGCGGCCCUGCAGAAAGCAUACGGCUGUCCCAUCCUCCAGGUGGGCAGAAGCGUGCCUUGCGCUUCCCCGGCCAAGGCGGUAUCCUCCGUGCCCUCCUCCUGCCCCAAUGUGCUGCAAGCAGAAGCUCUGCUGGAGUCGGCUGAGAUGCUCUAUGUUAUCUAUCCCUACGUCCAGUACUGCUUGCAUGACAUUGUGACUUUCAGCCCUGCGAAGCUCACCAACAGCCAUGCCAAAAUCCUCUUCCUGCUCUUUCACGUGCUGCAGGCCAUGAGGGCAUGUCACCAGGCAGGGCUGGCUUGUGGGGCAUUCUCCCUUCGCGACGUGGCUGUGGAUGAGAAACUCUGCAGCCGGCUCCGGGUCAACUUCAGGGAGUAUGAAGGUCCCAGGAAGGAGGAAACAAAUGCAGAAGCUGAUCUGGAACGAGUGAAUGAGCAAAGCGGUGCUGGGAUGCGAGGGGACACGGCGAGGUGCUCCACCUGCCAGCAGGAGCUGCGGGACCUGGUGCUGCAGUGGGUGCAUGGCCGGGUCAGCAACUUCGACUACCUUAUGCGUUUGAACAGUUUGGCUGGGAGGAGAAUGGGAGACCCCAAUUAUCACCCGGUUCUUCCAUGGGUGGUGGACUUCACAACCAAAAAUGGCAAAUUCAGGGACCUCAGGAAAUCCAAAUUUCGUCUCAAUAAGGGAGACAAGCAACUGGAUUUCACCUAUGAGAUGACCAAGCAAGCGUUUGUUGCUGGUGGAUCAAGUGGGGAGCAGCUCCAUGUCCCCCACCACAUCUCUGAUGUCCUUUCAGAUAUCACCUACUACGUGUACACAGCUCGCAGGACACCCAAGUCAGUGCUGUGCUGUCAUGUGAGGUCCCAGUGGGAGCCCAACGAGUAUCCAGCUAGCAUGGAACGCAUGCAGAGCUGGACCCCGGAUGAGUGUAUCCCAGAGUUCUAUACAGAUCCAUCCAUCUUCAGAUCCAUCCAUCCUGACAUGCCUGACCUGGACGUGCCAUCGUGGUGCAGCUCUUAUGAGGAGUUCAUCGAAGUCCACCGCAUGCUGCUCGAGAGUCGGGAAGUGUCUCAGGACCUCCAUCACUGGAUCGAUCUCACUUUUGGGUACAAGCUGCAAGGGAAGGAUGCUGUCAAGGAGAAGAAUGUCUGCCUCCAUCUGGUAGACAACCACACGCAUCUGACGACUUAUGGGGUCGUACAGCUCUUUGACCAGCCGCAUCCCAGGCGCAUGGUGGGACCUGCCUACACUCCUGCUGAAGCUCCGGCCAUUGCUCGGCCUCUCCUCCAGAAUAUCAAAGAGACUGUGAUUUUGGAGGACAUCCAGUGCCCCGUGACUGAUGCAGUUAAUGGGCUGGUCCUGGAGGCUACCCCUACUGAAACCACUUGGUCUGGGGAGAAACCCAUCGCUGGUGAAGAUGAUUUAGAGCAAGGCACGGAAGCACUGGAUUCCAUUUCUGUGAGUAGCAGAGCUCCUGAUCAGCCCAGCAGCUCUUCAGCACAGCCCUCCAUCAUCCCUGCUUAUCCCACUGAAGGUAAAGCCUCGGGUGCCCGACCUCUCCGUCGGAGCAAGGCGGGUGCUGCAGAUCAGGCAGACAGGGAUGACAUGAAAAUCGCACUCCCUGAAGGCUUCAAUCCGCUCCAGGCCUUGGAAGAACUGGAGAAACUGGACAAUUUCCUGGUUAAAGGCUUGAGCAGCGAUAUGCAGCUGAUGGAGCAGCCUGGGGAAGAGCCCCUGCUGGGUCUCUCUGACCUCUUCCAGAGGGAUAUGCAAGCACUGGGUAUUCUGAUUGCUGAAAUAAUCUUUGCACCGAGGAUCCGUCCUUCAAAGCCUGACGCGUCCCUGCUGGAGCGGUUCCUGAUAGUGCGUAACCUGUGCCGCUACCACCCCAAGGAGAUCCCGGCCCCGCUGCAGCACGUGCUGCACAUCCUGCUGCAGCUCAGUGUGCCGGUGGAGAAGCUUCUAAAGACCAGGUUGGGCAAGGACACUGUACAGCUGUUUGAAUACAAACCCAUUUCCCAGGGCCUCCCCCCACCUUGUCCCACGCAGCUCCUCAGUCCCUUCAGUUCUAUCGUUCCCUUCCCCACAUACUUCCCAGCUCUGCACAAAUUCAUUUUCACCUAUCAGGCGAAGAAGAUAGAAGAUGAAGGUCAGGGCCGGGAGCUUGUUUUCCAGCUGUGGCAGCAGCUGGAAGGGAUUCUUUCUGAAAUCACUCCUGAAGGCUUGGAGAUUCUUCUGCCCUUCAUAUUAUCUCUGAUGUCUGAGGAGAAUACCGCUGUCUACGCGGCGUGGUAUCUCUUUGAACCUAUAGCUAAAUCCCUAGGUCCAAAGAAUGCCAACAAAUACCUCCUGAAGCCAUUGAUCGGAGCCUAUGAGACCCCCUGCUCCCGACACGGCCGGUUCUACCUGUACACGGACUGCUUUGUGGCCCAGCUCAUCGUGCGCCUGGGGCUGCAGUCCUUCAUCCUGAACCUGCUGCCCCACAUCCUGCAGAUUCUUGUUGGCAUCGAGAGCUCACGGGAGGAGAGCAAAUCCCUCCUCGGUGCGGCUGAAGAUGACGAAAGCGGAGGGGGCAGCCCCAUGUCGUGCGUGUUCGGGGAGGAGAUCAAAAUGGAUGUGGAGCACAGCUCCGCCGCGCUUGACCUUCUUGACUAUACCUCCGGGGUCAGCUUCCACGACCAGGCCUACCUGCCUGAGAGCGAGGACUUCCAAAGUGGUCUCUAUGUCGGGGAGUCCCUGCAGCCCCAGGAGCAGGAGUCGCUCAGCCUGGGGCGACUGAGUGAUAAAAGCAGUGCUAGCGAGGUGUCGCUGGGAGAGGACAGACCUGCAGACGGGGACUCACAGAAGGACAAGAGCAGCCUGAAGUCAGUGGACAGCAGCCAGGACCUGAAACAGAGUGAGGAUUCGGAGGAGGAGGAAGAGGAGCGCGAAGAAGAGGAGCACGGUGACACUGGGGCUGACGCAGAGCAGGCAGGGGCUGUGGAUGUUGGUGUCUCGGUGGAUGCUGGCACCUCUGUGGACGUCAGCAUGGCUGAUGACGGCAGUGAGCCAGAGGAUGGAGAGGGAGAGGAACUGCCAGAUCACUCGGAUGACAAAGAGCAGACAAUACUCCUGGACACAGCCUGUAAGAUGGUGAGGUGGCUCUCGGCCAAGCUGGGCCCCACUGUCACAUCCCACUUCAUCGCCAGGAACCUGCUCCGUCUGCUCACGUCCUGCUACGUCGGCCCCACCAGGCAGCAGUUUGUACCCAGCAACGAUGAGAACGGCCCCCUGAGCACAGGGAACAUCUACCAAAAGCGCCCGGUGCUGGGAGAUCAGGUGUCCAAGCCGGUGCUGGCUUGUCUUCUGCACGUGGCAUACCUGUAUGGAGAGCCCGUCCUCACCUACCAGUACCUGCCCUACAUCAGUUACCUGGUUGCACCUGGUGGUGGGUCCAGCGGCGGCCGGCUGAACAGCCGUAAGGAGGCAGGGCUGCUGGCUGCUGUGACACUGACACAGAAGAUCGUGGUGUGUCUGUCAGACACCACACUCAUGGAUAUUCUCCCCAAGAUCAGCCAGGAGGUGCUGCUCCCGGUCCUGGGCUUCCUCACCUCCCUGUCUGUCGGUUUCCCCAGUGGUGCCCAGGCCCGUGUUGUCCUGUGCGUUAAGACAAUCAGCCUAAUUGCCUUGAUCUGCCUGCGGAUCGGGCAGGAGAUGGUGCAGCAGCAUUUGAGUGACACGGUGAGAAACUUCUUCGGAGCGUUCUCACUGCUGCAGGAGCUGCAGGACCAGGGAUUGACAGUGGAGUCGCUGAGCGGCUGCGAGGUGCCGGUGAUGGAGGUGCCCCUCAAGGAAGGGAAGCUGCUGGCUCUGGAUCCGGCAGUGCUGAUGGAGUUACAGAAGGUGUUUAACCCUGAGAUGGCCUACAUCACCUACAUCCCCUUCUCUUGCUUGCUAGGUGAUGUGAUCCGGACGGUUGUGCCCAACCACUCGCUGGUUGAGAAGUUGGCCAGUCUCUACCUGGAGAACGUGAACCCAAAGAACCUGCAGGUGGUUGGCCUAGAGCAAGCACCCAGCAUGGCAGGCUCAGACCAAGAUAUGCGAGGGACAGAAGCGUUCUCCAGCCCCCAGGAGGACAGUCACUCUGGUACUUUUGGGAGCGUGCUGGUAGGGAACCGCAUCCAAGUUCCUGUGGACACGCAGCGCGAGGGCCUGGGCUUACUUCGCCUCAGUGCUGGCACUGAUGGCUUCAUUCCCAGCGCAUCCAGUGAGGAAAACACCCUGAAGCAUGACCUUCCUCGCAGCACCCACAUGCUGUGUGGGAACUGGCUGGCGUAUUGGCAGUAUGAGAUUGGGGUGAGCCAGCAUGACCCCCGCUUCCACUUCCAUCAGAUCAAGCUGCAGAGUUUCUCAGGGCAUUCGGGGGCCAUCAAGUGUGUGGCACCACUCAGCAGUGAGGACUUCUUUCUUAGUGGCAGCAAGGACAAAACUGUCCGCCUUUGGCCCUUGUACAACUAUGGGGACGGUACCAGCGAGGUGCCACCACGGUUCACCUACUCUGAACACAAGAAGUCUGUUUUCUACGUGAGCCAGCUGGAGGCAUCGCAGCACGUAGUGAGCUGUGAUGGGACUGUGCACAUCUGGGACCAGUUCACAGGCAAACUUAUCCGGACUUUUGAUGAGUUAGAUAGCAAAGCCCCCAUCACAGCUGUGACCACCAUGCCACCUCCUUAUCACAGCAUUUCUGUGGCCAGUGCAGACUCUGUGCUGCGUUUCAUUGACCACAGGAAGCCAGGAUUACAGCAUGAGUUUCGCUUGGCCAGCGGGGUGAAUGCUGGGCUGAUCCGCUGCUUGGCUGUCAGCCCCAGCGGGCGCAGCGUUAUGGCUGGCUUCUCUUCUGGUUUCAUCGUGCUGCUGGACACCAGGACGGGACUCAUCAUGCGGGGCUGGCCUGCCCACGAGGGAGACAUCCUGCAGAUCAAGGCUGCAGAGGGCAGCGUGCUCAUCAGCUCUUCUUCAGAUCAUUCCAUGACCGUCUGGAAGGAACUGGAGCAGAAACCACUGCACCACUACAAAUCUGCAUCCGAACCCAUCCAUGCAUUUGACCUCUACGGCAAUGAAGUGGUGACUGGCACCGUGGCCAACAAGAUUGGUGUCUACUCCAUGCUGGAGUCCUCAGCUCUGCCCAUCAGCACAACCAAGCUGAGCUCAGAGAAUUUCCGGGGGACUCUGACCAGCCUGGCAGUGCUGCCCAUGAAAUGCCACCUCCUGCUGGGCUCAGACAAUGGUGUGAUACGCCUCCUGGCAUAGCAACCCCAGCCC
Messenger RNA from Lagopus muta (rock ptarmigan), 5949 nucleotides. RefSeq names its product WD repeat domain 81 (gene WDR81). The record is from RefSeq and is a predicted model, not a curated record. Gene Ontology annotation, molecular function: phosphatidylinositol 3-kinase regulator activity; protein binding. The transcript is spliced from 11 exons. Bases 196 to 5937 code for a protein of 1913 amino acids. Gene Ontology annotation, biological process: aggrephagy. NCBI's taxonomy places the organism in Eukaryota, Metazoa, Chordata, Aves, Galliformes, Phasianidae. Gene Ontology annotation, cellular component: mitochondrion.